CAGCUGUUCAGUUUUAUUCUCAUUUUGAUCGAUGUCUCGAUUUUAUCAAAUCAAUCAAAGCCGAACAAAUCUUUCUGAUUGUUUCAGGUGCUUUUGUACAACGUAUUCUUUUACAAACUCAUCGUUGUCGAUCUUUGAUUGCUAUAUUUAUCUUUUGUUCGAACCAUCAACGUUAUAAACCACUGAUGAAAGAAUAUAAUAAAAUUACUGGAAUAUUUACUAAACAACAUGAUUUAUUAGAGGCAAUCAAAGAAAAAAUGAAUUUUGUUGAAAAACAAACAUUAUCAUUUAGUCUUUUUGAUCAAAAACAAAAAUCAAUGAAAGAUCUAUCACAAGAAUCAGCAUCAUUUCUCUUACAUCAAAUGUUAGUUUAUGUUCUAAAACAAAUGUCACAAGAUGAACAAUCAAAAAAUCAAAUGCUCAAUAUGUGUCGUGAUUAUUACAAUCAGAAUAAACAAGAACUAAAGAAGAUUGAAGAAUUUCAAAAUACUUAUACUCAUGACAAAGCAAUUGAAUGGUACACAGAUGAAUGUUUUCUUUAUAAACUAUUAAAUAAAGCACUUCGAACUGAAGAUAUUGAAUUACUCUUUACUUUUCGAUUCUUUAUUAUCGAUUUAUGUUCAGUUAUUGAGCAAGAAAAUCAACUUUUGAAAAAGCAAGGAACAUUAACUUUAUAUCGUGGAACAAAAAUUCCAAAUGAAGAAUUAGAAAAAAUAAAAGAAAACAUUGGUAAAACUAUUUCAACAAAUGGAUUUUUAUCAACAUCACGAAAUAUCGAUGUAUCACUUAGAUUUAUUCAUGACAAUCCUCCAUUAAAUGAUUUUACAUCAGUUCUAUUUGAAAUUAAAGCAAAUUCAUUAUUGAAAACAGUGAUUUUUACCGAUGUUGGAAAUAAAAGUCGAAUAGAGGGUGAAGAAGAAGUUCUUUUUAAUCUCAAUUCACUCUUUAAGAUUGUUUCUGUCUGUUUUGAUCCUAAACUUAAUAUAUGGAAAGUACUACUAAAUGCAACUGAUGAAGGUGCAGAAAAAGUAGAAGAAUAUCUUGCAUUUUCGAAACAACAGAUGGAAGAAUCCUCACCACUUAUUUAUUUUGGCCGACUUCUCUUGAAUGAAUUAGGUCAAGUAGAUCGUGCAGGAAAAUAUUUUAAUAUGUUACUGAAAUCACUUCCACAUGAUCAUCCUGAUAUUGCAUCUGUUUAUAAUGGUAUUGGUGUAGUACAUGAUAAAAGAAAUGAAUUGAAUUUGGCAUUGAAAAACUAUGAGAUAGCUUAUGGGAUCCGUCAAAAACAACUACCUUCAAAUCAUCCUCACAUUGCUGGCUCACUCAA
This is a messenger RNA of Adineta steineri, 1327 nucleotides long. Lineage: Eukaryota; Metazoa; Rotifera; Eurotatoria; Adinetida; Adinetidae. The record is from the annotation of a GenBank genome assembly.